Molecule: messenger RNA, 2193 nt
Organism: Onychostoma macrolepis
Lineage: Eukaryota; Metazoa; Chordata; Actinopteri; Cypriniformes; Cyprinidae
Exons: 11
Coding region: 32-1171 (379 amino acids)
Biological process (GO): T cell activation; interleukin-15-mediated signaling pathway; positive regulation of ERK1 and ERK2 cascade
Cellular component (GO): external side of plasma membrane; membrane raft
Molecular function (GO): protein tyrosine kinase binding; MHC class II protein binding
Source: RefSeq, a predicted model, not a curated record
GAAUGAAAAGAAAGACGGACAGAAACAGAAAAUGUCUGAUAAGCAUCACAUGUGUCUGCUGGGACUGAUCACUCUCUCUGCACUUCUCACAGGUACCAGUGGAGCAGAAGUGACUCAUGUGUUCUGCAGUUCUGGUGAAAAUGUCCGUCUGUCCUGUAAUAAUGCUCUUCCUGGCUGCACAUCAACUACAUGGAUCUAUACCAGACAUUCAGAGGCAGUUGAACUGAUUGCUGGAGGAAUAAAGAAGAAAGACACAGAGAUACAUGAGAGACUGAGUCUGGGCUCUGACUGCUCUCUGAACAUCAAGAACGUCACAAAAGAAGAUCGUGGAUCUUACUCCUGCCGACAAUAUGUGAAUGGACCACAACAAGGAACUGAUGCACGUGUUUAUCUGCAUGUUCUUCAUGUCUCUUCAUCAUCCUCACAGUCUGAGAUCAGAUCAGGCCGCUCUGUGACUCUCUCCUGUCAGUUAUAUUAUGAUCGAGUCUCUUGUGAUACUUUGGUUGGUUCUGAGAGGAUUGAUCUGAUCUGGGUGAAUCAGGCUGGUGUGAAUCUGCAGACAGACUCCAGAUUUCAGAUAUUCUCCUCAGAACAGUGUCUCAGCUCUCUGACUACAACACUCCUGAAUGAAGAUCACAACAGAGAGUGGAGAUGUCAGGUUACACAGAGAAACCAGCUGAAGACCUCAGCCACAUAUACUGUCAAGUAUUCAGCUCCGACCGAAACAAAGACACCGUCUCCAGUCACCAGCUCUACAUCAGCUGCAGCUCCUACACAACCAGGUGUAAAGGAUUCAACACUGAUUCCAGUCAGCAGCUCAGACUCUGAGAAAUCAAGCCAAACUACAGCAGCUCCUACAACACGAGAUAUAAAGAUUACAACAUCCCAUGAGACAACUUCAGCUGCACAGCAAAUUACACAGAUUACCCCAAACCCUUCAACUACGACACAGCGAGUCUCUCCCUCAGUGAUUGGGAUUGUUGUUGCUGCUGUGUUGGCUGUUCUGGUUACUGCUGUUAUUCUUUGGGUGGUUCGUAAAAAAAGAGCUGAUAACAGAAAAGUGACUAAUGACUCUGUGGAGCAGAAAUAUGAAGUGACUUAUACUGAGGUUGCCACACGCUGUAAAAUCCAAAAGCCAAAAAGAAUGAGGUUCAUGAUGAGGAUAAAGUGACUUAUUCUUCUAUCAGAUGAGCAACAGCUGGACCUCAGGAUGACUUUGUGAACAAGAACCAUCACAAAUAAGUUAAACAGUCAUUAAUUAAACAAAGACCUCCUAAUAUCAAUCGCAGAGGAAUAUUAACCUUAUAUAACUGACUCCUAAGGGUUUCAGUCAGUCCUAUUGUAAAUGCCGUCUCUCACAUUUUUGCAAACAAUCCCAAGUGGUGAUCUGAGUGUAAUAUUUUGGCCAAUUUGGGAUGUUUAUGUCAAAGUAGCUGUUUGCUUGUUGAAUUAAUGUCAGUACCUUUAUUAUUAAUUCUGGAUUUAAUCAUUAACCUCUGCUUGUACAAAGAAAAUGACAGUUUCUCUCUUAAAUCAUUCUCAUUAAAUCAUCUAUUUUCUUGAGUGAUUACUGCAGACUAAUUAGCUGUCAGCUUGCACUAAUUAUGAAAACAGAAAGAGUUAUGUGAUGAUUUAAAUGUUUAUCACAAUAAGACAAGAAUGAUAAUUUGGUGUUUGAACCACUGAGCAGCUGCUUUCAGUAACAUGUGUAAGAUCAGAUUUUAUUUGUCAGUAAUAAAUGUAAAACAUGAAGCAGCCUGUAUCAAACAUAUAUUUACAGUGAAAUAUUCUUGUGUAGAUUUGGUAGACAUCAUACAGAAACCUCUUGAUUGUGUGUUCAAACCACAGUGGAUGCAGUGGAGUUUGUGCAAAACUAUCUCUGUUAGUGUCAGAUUGUGCCUGCGAGGGACUUGUCAGUGGUUUUUCACUGUAAAUACUGUUGCAACGUAACUGUUUUACAUCCUCUUUUAAACUAUUUCUGUGCUUGAGGCAUUUGUGAGUAAUGCAGAAAUGUCUAGAAAUGCUUAAUUUAACAACUGUAAGAGCUGAGAGUUAGUUUUGAAGAAACAGAAGAGAUGAUGUGUAGUGAAUCAUUUUAUGACUGAAUGAUUCUGGUACUUUAACGGUUCUGUUGAAUAUUGUUUAAGGACUUCAUGGAAGAAAUAUUUGGAAAAUAAAUGCUAAUGCUAACUA